AUGCUCAACAUUGGCAUCUUCCCCGCCUCGGGCGGUCUAGGGAGCAGCACCUACACCCAUCUCCUGAACCAUGUGCCCAACGAUAAAGUGACUCUCAUCGCCCGCUUCCCAGAAAAGAUCCCGGGAACUUAUGUUCAGAACGGAGCUCGUGUCCGCAAAGCCUCAUACGAGUCUGACCCUCAAGAGCUUGAGGCGGCCUUUGCUGAUAUCGAGGUGUUGUUCCUCAUUUCCUAUCCAAGUCACGUUCGGGACUAUCGCGUCAAGCGCGACGAGCUAGGCGAAGCCACGGCCAAGCUGAUCGAGCGGUACGCUGCCGACCCGGCCGCCUUCGAGUUUGUCAACGCCAAGGUGCUGCUGACGGGUAACAAGCCGUGGACGCUGGCGGAGACGGUCCGGUGUUUGGGCGAAGCCUUGGGAAAAGAGGUUAGGAUCCGGGAGGUGAGCGUGGAAGAGUACGCGAGGCAGACGCAGGUCGAGGGUCGUUUCGGGUCUGCGGCCGUGGCUGAAUCGUGGGCGACGGCGUGGGAGGCGAUUCGGGCUGGCGAGACGGCUGUCGUGACUCGCACGUUGGCCGAAAUCCUGGGCAGAACGCCGGAAGAUUUUGAUCAGACGAUCAAACAACUCCUUUCUCAACAGCGAGAUUAA
Molecule: messenger RNA, 645 nt
Organism: Parascedosporium putredinis
Lineage: Eukaryota; Fungi; Ascomycota; Sordariomycetes; Microascales; Microascaceae
Source: the annotation of a GenBank genome assembly